CGCGACCGCGACGAGAUUCGACCUUCGGCGACUGUCGACUACCUGCUACCCAGCGGUGACGCGUGGCGCUACCCAAAACCGUUUUCUUUUUCUAACCAGUCUAUUACACAUGGUAGUACGAAACGUACACAACGAUGGACAUGGAGUUUACAAUUGAUGUGAAACAGCUUAUUGAAGCUGUUCAACAGCGUCCUUGUAUAUGGGAUAUUGACGAUAAUGACUACACAGAUAAAGAAAUAAAGAAGAGGUCUUGGGAAGAAAUUGUAAAUAUAUUUAUUCCAAAGAAAGACGCAACACUUACCGAGAAAAGAGAAUUCGGAUUACAACUUCAUCGCCGUUGGAAAAGCCUUCGAGAUAGUUUCGCAAGAGAGUUGAGAACGCAGAAAAAAAUUAAGUCUCAAGGUGGUCAAAGAAAACGGCCAGUUUAUGUUUACUUUAAUCGGUUAUCAUUUUUGGAAAAAUCUGUUGUAACCCAACCUUUCACCAACUCAUCAAAGACUGACGACGAUCAAAAUUUGGAGACGACGUCUCCAAAUGGAAGAUCACCACCACAAAAAUCAACGAAGCCUGCUUCAAAAAGAAAGAAACUAGAUCCCGUUCCCGCUGGUGAAAAAUUAGUUAUCGCUGCAGAAAACAACGUUCAAACGAGACAAGAACGAGAAGGAGACGUAGAAAAUGAUUCUGAUAGAUUAUUCCUGCUAUCUUUGGUAGAUCCACUGAAACGAAUACCUCAAUAUGCUAGAUUUGGGGUAAAACGGAAAUUGAUGGAUUGCUUGGACCGUGAACUUCAAUUUUAUGGACUGGCGAUCGCUACAGAUGCUCUUCAUUAUCAUUCCAGUGCGACCGACUCUUCUAAUAAUCCUCUCUCUCCAGUGGACCUCCUCAGCCCACCUGCACUCAACGAGACGGAAAUGGAGUUUACUUUAGAAGAUGAACAACUGAAUUUCAAAGUCGAAAGUCUCUCACCAUCUUAUUCGAACUCCUCAGCUAAUACCGAUCCCUUGUCUGAUAACGAAUAAUUUGACGCAAAAUAGGUAUUAGAUGUAGCUGCUUUCAAAUGCAGUGGUGAGAAUAUUUCUGGACGUUAAUGCCUAACCUAACGAAGCAGUGUCGUUCUAAAAAAUAGGUACUUAUCAAUUCCAAUAGGUCAAAUGGUUCAAGAUAGGUCCAAAAAACGUUUUUGUAUAUUUGAAACAAUACGUAUUACAUACAAUAUUAUUAAUCAUUAAAGAUUGUUUUAAUUUUAAAA
Molecule: messenger RNA, 1249 nt
Organism: Diabrotica virgifera virgifera (western corn rootworm)
Lineage: Eukaryota; Metazoa; Arthropoda; Insecta; Coleoptera; Chrysomelidae
Exons: 2
Coding region: 135-1019 (294 amino acids)
Biological process (GO): regulation of transcription by RNA polymerase II
Cellular component (GO): transcription regulator complex; nucleus
Molecular function (GO): DNA binding
Source: RefSeq, a predicted model, not a curated record